UGAAGAUUUCUCGCGCGGAAGAUAAACUGCGCAUGCGCUUUAGCUUCGUCAUACCUUCCUUUGAUUGAGUCAGCAGAAGAAAAUCUACCAUUUUUCGUGCUAGAAUCAUGUCUGGUAGCAUUGAUCUGUAAUAUUCCCUCUGAUGUGAGUGUGUGGCAAACCAACGCUUCAGGAUGGAUGAUGUUUCUAUGAUGGACACAACCUCGGAUGAUGAGCUUGAUUUCAAUACUCCACUCUACAAACGAAUCAACAGACGCCAUGAUGGAAAGGAAUUGUUGUUUGCCAGCCAUGCCAGGCCAUUCUUUGAAAACACACAUGAUACGUUGAACAAAGGGUCAAGAACUUCAGGGAGUAGUGGGACUGCAGAUGGGUUAGCAUUUAGUGAACGUGGCAGUCCUCUGUCGGAAGUCACUGGCAAUAUUUCAAGGGGUCCACUAAGUCCACCCUUCUCCGGGAAACUGACAAUAGAUGAAGGUAAUCCCUUUGCAACGUCUGCUGAUUAUAAGGCAACAGUUAGUGUCAACAGGGGAACAUCCAGUGACGUCAGAGCACACAGCCACAGAACCCCUGAAAGACAGGAAAGCACAAAGUGUCGUUUUUCGGAAAUGGAACAGCUUGGCAAGACUGAACAGGCAUCAGGUAAUGGGGCUUCUAGACUGCUAGAACAUCUUGAUAAAAAGGGCAAUAUUGAAACACAGUCAGAAAUCCCGUGCCGAUUUGCAACAGAAAGAGUAGAGACCUCUAGAAAGCAGAUGCCUGUAGAGACAAGCAGCGCCCUCUCUAGUAGUCCUGGAGGAUGGAGGAAGUUACCAACAAGUCCUUCGGAAAGUUCAAGAAAGUUGUUGAACUCGCCUCUUUCUCCAGGGAGGCGUUCAGGACAAAGUAGCCCAAAGCGCAGUCCUACAGGAUCAAGCGUUCAUAUACAUUGGGACAAGAAUAAACAGAUGAAAUCUACCUCAUUAGAACCAAGAACCAGUAGCCAGUUCAGUCCUAGCAAGUUUCAGGCCCACUCUAGUUCAAGCCCCAGUCACAGAUCAUCCUCGGUGUUCAGUAUGAGAAGUCCCGUUUUGAUUCUCGACACCCCUGAAUGGGAUAGAAAGCAUGAUGGGAAAAACAGUGGAUCUACAUGUAAGAAAUCUUUACAGGUGCAUUUAAAAAAGAGCCACAGAGAUAAUUUUAUGUUGAAUGAUCUGUUGUCUGAAGGAGACCUUAACUCAAGUAAGGACUUGCAUUCUAGCUCAACCAGUAGUAAGCACCUUUUUUCACCUGGCUCUCCAUCUUCAAGGUAUACAAGCCCAAGAUCAGAGAGCAUUUUUCACAGUCCUACAAGGAAGUUCAAAGACUUUAGGCUGGAAAAGCAGGAAGGUAGUAGUGAGAAAAAUGUAGGCAGAGGAAGAGAUCCAGUGUGGGACUUUGCUGAAACUUUAUCUUCUCCAGAAAGGCGCUCUUCCGAUUUCUCAAGGAAGUUUGAUCACAGAAGACGAAGAGAUGGAAAAUAUCCAAGAGAUACUACUUAUCUAAACAAAAUAACUAGUCCUGACAAAGACUUCCGUAGAAGGCAUCAGCAGCGUUCUAGUGCAACAAGUGAAGAUGAUGAUCUUCCUCUUAUAUCUCUUGUUACCAACAAGAGCAAAAGUGGUUUUCAUCAUAAAUCGCCAGCAGAUUCUACAAAAAGUAAGUAUGAUGCACCGGUGACAUCUCCAUCAAGAGCUUGGUUAAGUCCUCCCAAAAAGAGGCCAUGGGUUUCACCCUCCCAUUCAAGCACUCCAUCAAGUGUUGUUAUAUCUCCGUGGAGGCCACAGACUGGUGGAAGCAGUGUGAUAUCAUCCAGGACUGAAACCUGGAAGGAGGAAAGACAAAACAAGGAAAGUACCUUAAGGAACAGUUGUAGGACUAGGACAAAGGAAGAGAUCAAGGAGGCCAGGGUUGCGGCCAGAAGAGCAGCGAUGCAAGAGGCAAAGAAGAAUAAGUUGAAGAAAUUGCUUGCUGUCUUUUCAAGUGAUGAAGAUGAGGAUGCUCAUCCGUUUGCCGAUAAGAAGCGGAAGAAUGAGGAUGAGGCUAUCGCGCUCAUGGAUGAAGCAGCCAAAAGGAGGAAAACAAAUUUGCAUAGUCCUCAAGAUGACGGUUUGGGGUCAGGGGGUUCUAGAAGACAUGAAAGUUCUGUUCGUUCCAAAGACAAAGAUACAUCACCUAUCCAGAGCAGGGUAAAUGACUAUCAGGGUAUAGGUCUAGACAGAACCGAGAGUUCAGAUGUCUCCAGGAAUCUCCGACCGGGUGGACAUAAUGUGUCUAGCACAAGAACUCAUACUUCAGGAAGAAUGAAAGACAGUUAUCAUUCAUCAUCAUCAGCUUCACAUAUUGGUAGUUCUUCAACAGCUUCGUCUCUUUUGUAUUCAAACCACGGAAGCGCACCUACAACAGCAACGUCCUCCAAACCAUAUGCUAAUCCGUCCCACGAAGCCUCGUCUAGUCAUCGAUCUAGCAAUGAGUCUGUCCACUCAAAGAACUCCAAAGGGAAAGGAAAGAAACAAGGAAAGAGUCCCACUGGCUCUGCAAGUAGAGAAGACCACAUGAGAUCCUCCGCUAAACAUCACAGUCUUGAAGCUUCAGAUCUUCCCUCGUCGAGUGGCAUCUCUGGAGAUACUAUGAACAUGGUAAAGGAUGAUUCGGAUGAUGAAGUUGUGAUGGUCGAUUCUUUCUCUUAUGCUUCCUCCCUUGUGGGAGCUUACGGUAAGACGAGAAAGAGUCAUAAGAAGAAAGAGGCCAAAGCUUCGUCCACAGGCCUUUUGAGUAGCGGAGCAGCAGGAAGCAUUGAAGAUGAGAGGAAUAUUGUCUCACCAUCCCUCCUGCAGCAGCUGAACCAGAUGGACUCAGAUGAGGCAAUGGCAAGAAGAAUGCAGGAAGAAUUUGAUGCAGAGAUGGCUAGGUCUGUUCAGCAGCAUGGCCCACCACAAAGGUCUACAGAGGAUACCAACCCUCAAGCAGAAUCCAGGGCGUCCUGCUCCGUCAAUGUCAGUCGUGCAGACCAGCCAGACGCUGGUACUUUUGGCACUUUCAAUCCGCAUCACAACAUCUCUAUCGAGGUCUCCUCUGACGUCCCCGUCCAAAUUGGCAGCUUCAACUGGAACUACGACUUCCAGCCUGCGUCAUCGCUCCUGGACCGACCCGACAGGCCACCUGCGCCGCCUUCCCCUCCUCCUCCCGUGCCCCGGAGAGGGCGUCCCACCCGGCAACGGGGGAAUAGGCGGCGUAGCUCUAAUGAUCGCCUGGACGAGGUCAUCCCUGAUUUGGCAGACCCGAGAGGACACCCCCAUGAUCGUCAUAGACCGAACAUGGAGAUGAUAUGGAAUCUACAUCAUGAUCUUGUUGAUCUACGCAGGAUGGCUCACCCAUAUUUUGAAAAUAUUAAUCCACCACCGAGGCCUGGGCGACAGCAGGGACGAGGUCGAGGUCGAGCACGAGGUCGAAGAAGAGAUGUAGGCGCUGGCCAGAAUGAUGGCAACGACUAUGAUGCUCUUCUCCAGCUUGCGGACAGUCUUGGACCGGCCGUUGAUAAGCGGCUCACCCAGGCAUCUAUUGACCGCCUUCCAACCUUCAAGUUCUCCAAGGAGCGGCACUCAGGUUCGCAGGAGGAGAACGCCUGUCCGGUCUGUAUGGAUGAUUACGACGAGGAGGCCGAGCUUCGUAGACUGCCCUGUUUCCAUGUCUACCACAAGAAGUGCAUUGAUAUGUGGUUAAAUAAAAAUCAGGAUCCGGUGUGUCCAAUUUGUAGAGUGGAGGUGAGGAUUGAAUAGACGAGAAAAUCGGACAUCAACCUGCCCAAAACCAACGUCGAUGUAAAUUCAUGGAAAUAUUAUCUGGUGCUUCGCAAUAUGGAUGAAGAUUAUAUUUGUCACUAACACCGAUCUAAAGUCGUGGGACUGAUAGCAGGUGUCUAAGCAAUAUUAAUGCAGAUUAUAUUUGUAAUGGACGCCAAAAGGGAUGUAUGGGACUAUGUAGUUGUGAUGUGUUUGUUUUGUCAUUAGUGAAUACAGAUUGCAUUUUAGUAGACUGUAUGAAGCAAAAAAAAAAAAAAAAUAAUUACUGGGACC
Molecule: messenger RNA, 4091 nt
Organism: Strongylocentrotus purpuratus (purple sea urchin)
Lineage: Eukaryota; Metazoa; Echinodermata; Echinoidea; Camarodonta; Strongylocentrotidae
Product: E3 ubiquitin-protein ligase Arkadia
Exons: 7
Coding region: 174-3794 (1206 amino acids)
Molecular function (GO): zinc ion binding
Source: RefSeq, a predicted model, not a curated record